AAUCUCUGAAAUUCUUUCUAAACUGAUGACACUGAAAUUAAAAGAGUGGACACUGAGCAUUUCCGUUUCAAAGACCUCAUACGCAACUUAGCACUUUGAUAUUUAGGGUUUUAAGUUUGAGGUGUGGCUGUUAUUGCCGACGUCGCCGCCGCUAACAAUGGCAGAGCUUUCUUCUCCGCCGACGGACCAAUUAGCUGCCGUUACUCUCGACGACGUUCCCAAAGCCGAAUUUUCCGAUCGCGUCCCGAUCCGUUCCAUAAUAUCCCGGUCUGACGGCGGGUCGGGUCUCGCCGGUCGUAAGGCGAGGAUCGGCGGGUGGGUGAAGACGGGAAGGAAGGCGGACAAGGACGCGUUUGCUUUCUUGGAGCUUAACGACGGAUCCUGCGCCGGGAACCUUCAGGUGAUCGUGGAGGCUUCGCUUGCAAACCUAGGAGAACUCGUCCCCACCGGAACCUCUGUCGUCGUCGACGGUCACCUCAAGCUUCCCCCCUCCGGCACCAGGCAGAAGGUGGAGCUUCGCGCCGACAAGGUUCUCCAUGUGGGUCCCGUUGAUCCCGCUAAGUACCCUUUGCCCAAAACGAGACUCACUCUCGAGUUCUUACGAGAUAUCGUUCACUUUCGUUCUAGAACCAACACGAUCUCUGCUGUUGCUCGAAUUCGAAAUGCUCUUGCUUAUGCUACACAUACUUUUUUCUAUAAGCAUGGAUUUCUGUAUGUGCACACGCCAAUUGUCACGACGAGUGAUUGUGAGGGUGCAGGUGAAAUGUUUCAGGUGACAACUUUGCUCAGUGAAGCAGAGAAGUUGGAGAAGGAACUUUUACAAAAUCCCCCUCCAACAGAAGCCGAUGUAGAAGCUGCUAGGGUUCUUGUUCAGGAGAAGGGGGAGAUUGUUUCCCAAUUGAAAUCUGCUAAAGCAAGUAAGCAGGAAAUUAGUGCUUCUGUGGAUGAACUUAAAAAAGCAAAGGAGAAUCUCUCGAAGCUUGAGGAGAGAUCUAAACUUAAGCCUGGUCUUCCUCAGAAGGAUGGAAAGGUGGACUAUACUAGAGAUUUCUUUGCCCGUCAAGCUUUUCUCACCGUUUCAGGCCAGCUUCAAGUUGAGUCUUAUGCAUGUGCUCUUAGUAGUGUAUAUACCUUUGGGCCAACAUUUCGUGCAGAGAAUUCUCACACUUCCAGGCAUUUGGCAGAAUUUUGGAUGGUAGAACCUGAAAUAGCUUUUGCAGAAUUGAAGGAUGAUAUGAACUGCGCUGAGGCAUAUGUGAAAUUUAUGUGUGAGUGGUUACUUGAGAACUGCCUUGAAGAUAUGGAGUUUAUGGCUGAUAAGUUUGAUAAAGGUUGCAUUGACCGAUUGAAAAUGGUUGCUUCCACCCCCUUUAUUCGUGUUUCAUAUACUGAAGCAGUGGAAAUACUAGAGGAGGCUGUGAAGAAUGGUAAGAAAUUUGAGAAUGAAGUGAAAUGGGGGAUCGAUUUAGCAUCUGAGCAUGAAAGGUACUUUCAAAUUUGUUUUUUCAAGUUCUUGUUCUUAUUGACAUACUUAACAGAGGUAAAGUUUCAGAAGCCUGUCAUUGUCUAUAACUAUCCAAAAGAAAUCAAAGCAUUCUACAUGCGACUCAAUGAUGACUUAAAGACAGUGGCUGCUAUGGAUGUGCUUGUCCCAAAGGUUGGAGAGUUAAUUGGUGGAAGCCAAAGGGAAGAGCGUUAUGAUGUCAUUCAGGAAAGAAUAAAGGAGAUGGGGCUGCCUCUUGAGCCAUAUGAGUGGUACCUUGAUCUAAGGCGGUAUGGAACAGUGAAACAUGCUGGAUUUGGUCUUGGCUUUGAAAGGAUGAUUCUUUUUGCCACCGGCCUUGAAAAUAUUAGAGAUGUGAUUCCCUUCCCACGAUAUCCUGGCAGAGCAGAUCUAUGAUCGUUAUUAUAAAUUACAAGCGGCUAUUACAAUUCUUCUGCUGAAGUAGUUUAGACAGAAAUGUAGUUUUUAAAUAUAGCAUAAAAAUUAGUCCUGUGGUGGUUACAGCCCAGAGUCAGGGUGCUGGUAAUUCCUUUUGAAAGGAUGCUGGGUUUUAUAUGUUUAAUCAACUUAUUACUUCCGUUUU
This is a messenger RNA of Gastrolobium bilobum, 2087 nucleotides long. Its product is annotated as asparagine--tRNA ligase, cytoplasmic 1. Gene Ontology annotation, biological process: asparaginyl-tRNA aminoacylation. Gene Ontology annotation, cellular component: mitochondrion. Gene Ontology annotation, molecular function: nucleic acid binding; asparagine-tRNA ligase activity; ATP binding. The record is from RefSeq and is a predicted model, not a curated record. Lineage: Eukaryota; Viridiplantae; Streptophyta; Magnoliopsida; Fabales; Fabaceae. The transcript has 6 exons. Bases 158 to 1900 code for a protein of 580 amino acids.